Henningerozyma blattae CBS 6284 is the source of this 1062-nucleotide messenger RNA. It is a transcript of the gene YIP5, whose product is annotated as Yip5p. Bases 1 to 1062 code for a protein of 353 amino acids. NCBI's taxonomy places the organism in Eukaryota, Fungi, Ascomycota, Saccharomycetes, Saccharomycetales, Saccharomycetaceae. Gene Ontology annotation, molecular function: small GTPase binding. Gene Ontology annotation, biological process: vesicle-mediated transport. Gene Ontology annotation, cellular component: Golgi apparatus. The record is from RefSeq and is a predicted model, not a curated record. The transcript has a single exon.
AUGAAUUCUAAUAGUCGUGAUUCUUUUGAAGUCGAUGAUGGCUUAGAAGGGGUUGACGAUUUUAUGAACGAACCAAAUCCAUUCGAUGAUGAUCAAGCCAUUAUUCCUGAUACCGAUGAACCAGUUGGCAUUUUUAAGAAAGAUUCUGCCGUAAUUAGUACCAUUGCAGAAGCUAACAUAUUUAAGGAAGGUAAUAAUAUGGAAUCCCCACCACCGUACGCCGACCCUAUUCCAUCUGGGAACAUUAACAAUUCUGAAAACAUAAAUGAUAUUACAACACCAAGUGAUAUAAACUCUAAUGCUAAUAAUUUAGGAGAGCUAUCACCCUCUCUUCUAAAUUAUUAUGCGAAAUUUUUUUUAUUAACGUCAGAUGAGUUCAAAACCAGAGUUUACCAGAGCAUUUCUAUUAAGAACCCCGUCACUUCUGAUCUUGAACAGGUACCAACAACUGAAAAUGGAACUAGUGAUAUUUCAAUUUCUUACAAAUGCGACUUAUAUGGUCCUGUUUGGAUGACAGCAUCGGUUGUAAUGACUAAAUUUGUUACCUCUGGAUUUAUUAAUGUUUUAAUGAAUGAUCUAAUAAAAGGUGAAAAAUAUUCAGACUUAACAGAUAGAAACAACCAAUUCUUAGGGUUAGUGCAUUCUAUUUGGCUGUUUUAUGGAUAUACUUUUUUAAUUUCAGUUUUAAUCUUUUAUUUUAUUACAAAAACUACUUCUAUCACUAAUACAACGAAUAAUAAUGAUGCCAGUGAUCAUUAUUUGAACACUCGUACUAUAAAGAAAAUUUCAAGUCCGGUUGAAGUUAUAUCAAUUUAUGGUUAUUCUAAUAUCAAUUGGAUACCAAUUUGUAUUAUCAUGGAUAUUUUAGAAAUAUUUAGAUCGAAAAAGGCUGUUUUAAUUGCUAAAUGCAUCACUAUUACUAUUGGUGGUAUUAAAUCUGGGUUUACAUUGUUCAAAAAUAUAAACAAUAGUAGCACUGUUGAUAGAAUGAGCUAUACCUUAAUUUUACUACUUUCCUUACAUGCAUUGUUUUGUAUAUCAAUUAUGUUCUUAAUGUGGUAA